Molecule: messenger RNA, 312 nt
Organism: Pipistrellus nathusii (Nathusius's pipistrelle)
Lineage: Eukaryota; Metazoa; Chordata; Mammalia; Chiroptera; Vespertilionidae
Source: the annotation of a GenBank genome assembly
AUGUCUGGAAGAGGCAAGGGCGGGAAAGGCCUCGGCAAAGGUGGCGCCAAGCGUCACCGUAAGGUGCUGAGAGAUAACAUCCAGGGCAUCACCAAGCCCGCCAUCCGGCGCCUCGCUCGGCGCGGGGGCGUCAAGCGGAUCUCGGGCCUCAUUUACGAGGAGACGCGGGGUGUGCUGAAGGUGUUCCUGGAGAACGUGAUCCGGGACGCCGUGACCUACACGGAGCACGCGAAGCGCAAGACGGUGACGGCCAUGGACGUGGUGUACGCCCUGAAGCGGCAGGGCCGCACCCUGUACGGCUUCGGGGGCUAA